AUGUGUCGUUAUAACCAGCUGUGUGAGAACUCUGUAGGAGGAUACCGGUGUGUGUGCUCCCGUGGCUACAGGUCUCAGGGUGCCGGGAGACCCUGCCUAGAUAUUAAUGAGUGCCAACAAAUACCCAAGCCCUGUGCGUUUCAGUGCCAAAAUAUGGCUGGCAGCUACAAAUGCCUUUGCCCCCCUGGAAAGCAGCUUUUGGCAGAUGGCAGGUCGUGUGCCGGGCUGGAGAGGAUUGGGAACAAUUCAGCUUUUGGUAACAGUGGCCCACAGAUUGAGGGGGCUCUCACAGGUGGACGAAUUCAUGGAAACAACGUGUAUACCUGGCUAUCCUUCAGCCAAAAUGCAAACUUGCUCGGUCAGAGCAGUAUGGCCCGCUGUCCCACAGGUUUCAUAAGAAGGAAUGGAGUGUGCACAGAUAUGGAUGAAUGCCACAUGUGCAGCCCUUGCCAACAUGAAUGUAGGAACACGGAGGGCAGCUAUCAGUGUCUGUGUCCUGCUGGCUACCGCCUGCUCCCCAACAACAGGAACUGCCAGGACAUAGACGAGUGUGUGGAGAACAGAAUAGCCUGUGGGGCCAACCAGAUGUGCUUUAAUACCAGAGGAGGAUAUCAGUGUCUGGACACUCCAUGCCCUGCCUCUUAUAAAGAGAUUACCCUGUUUAAAUCCGUAGAAUAUCAAGAUACACUCAUAUUUGAUAUUGCACCUGUGAAGAGUGGUUCAAAUAAAGCAGGCUGGAAUCAUAAAGUCACCCAGCAAACAGGCCUCCCAUGGUACACCAAGAAUGUGGAUUAUACAGGAGGAGGAGAGCUACUGUUUACACAUUCACCACAGAAGCAGGUAUUCCCUUCUGGAGAGACUGCUGUGUUCAUCUGUAAUAUGUCAGCUUUAAAAUACAUUCCUGGAGAUGUUAUGUGGUACAGGACACAAAACAGGACAGAAAAGAUUGCUGAAUUAAAAUCCCAGGAAGGUAGUCGCAUAUUCAUCAAGGCCAACCUAACAAUCAAGGAGGCCAGACUCUACAUCACAAAUCUGACAAUAAAUGACAGUGGAGAAUAUAACUGUGGGCUUAUAAACGUCUCAGCAGAAAAUAAACUCAUAUUGAGCAACAAAUCUAAGUUGCAUGUAACAGAGCUGCUGGAGUUGUUCUUAACAGAUAAUUACGCAUACAGUAUGUUGCGCAGACAUGAUGAUGAAAACUCAAUACAAGUUUUUAUGUUUGCUGCAAAUUCUACAACUGUACCUUAG
This is a messenger RNA of Bombina bombina (fire-bellied toad), 1248 nucleotides long. Its product is annotated as hemicentin-2-like. The record is from RefSeq and is a predicted model, not a curated record. The transcript is spliced from 5 exons. Bases 1 to 1248 code for a protein of 415 amino acids. NCBI's taxonomy places the organism in Eukaryota, Metazoa, Chordata, Amphibia, Anura, Bombinatoridae. Gene Ontology annotation, molecular function: calcium ion binding.